This is a messenger RNA of Lachnellula hyalina, 2922 nucleotides long. It is a transcript of the gene SPCC757.04, whose product is annotated as putative transcriptional regulatory protein. The transcript is spliced from 2 exons. Gene Ontology annotation, molecular function: DNA-binding transcription factor activity, RNA polymerase II-specific; zinc ion binding; DNA binding. The record is from RefSeq and is a predicted model, not a curated record. NCBI's taxonomy places the organism in Eukaryota, Fungi, Ascomycota, Leotiomycetes, Helotiales, Lachnaceae. The coding region runs from base 1 to 2922 and encodes 973 amino acids. Gene Ontology annotation, cellular component: nucleus. Gene Ontology annotation, biological process: DNA-templated transcription; regulation of DNA-templated transcription.
AUGACCCAGAUAUACACCAGACCAUUUAUUCCCUCCCUGCACGAGCAAGAUUCAAAGUACGAGAAGCAACAGGUUGCUUACUUUCAGCGGGAAGCUCAGGACCCCAACGCUUAUUCAGCUCACGCGAUAAAGGACCACGAAAGAAAUAAUUGGAACGGUUCGCAGUCUCGUUCCCAAAUGUCUGACCAUAGCCAAGGACAUCGUGGCAUCCAACAAGCGAAAGUUGGCGAUAUGUAUCCAAGUCACCCAGAACGUAGUCAGAAACCUACCCGAGAACAACUGCCCUCAUUAAGCAGUCUAUUUGGCUCUACACCACAUCAAAACAGACCAGCUCAAUCUCCAUAUUCGGAUCACCAUAGUCCUAUCUUCCCACCGUCAGUUCAUGAUGGUAGACAUCCCCCAACGCCGAUUCACCAAGAUCGUCCCUUUGACGGAUCCUACUUUCAACACCCUCAGCAACUUCCAUUCAACUCUAGACCAGACCAAGUCGAGAGGUUAGGGAUUCCUCCCCCUCCUCCUCCUCGCCCCACUGCGACUGGAAUGAGACCGGAAUCGCCUCGAUACGACUCGCGAUUUGGUCCAGUUGAAGUUUCUAGAAGCCAGGCCCAGCCUUCUGGGAAUGCUUGGUCUCCACGCCCACAAUCUAGUCGCAAUGAUUACUUUCCAAGAGACACGUCGUCGUCGUUCAGAACCCACUCCGAGCACGCACGCCCAGCGCACAGACCUGAAGCUGAACCCAGACAACAUUACCGUGAAGCACCCCACAGCACACCUGUGACCCCAAUCUUUCCUCCUACACCUGCGAGUACAGUUGUGGGUGAUGUGACAACCCUGAAGGAUGGCCUAGGGCCAAAGAUCUGGACAGGAACGCAGUUUCUACCUCGUUUUGUUCGACAAGCGGAGGUUUCUGGUGAAGGAAUGUGUUAUUUUUAUGAUGAUGGUACACACUGCAAAACUGUUAUCGAUGGUGAGGUAGUCAAUGCUCAUUGGGGCGUCACAAAGGCUGGAAAGCCUAGAAAGAGGUUGGCGAUUGCCUGCAUUACUUGCAGAGAGAAAAAGAUCAAGUGCGACCCUGAUUUUCCUCGGUGCGUUCAAUGCGAGAAAUUCGGCAGGAUUUGCAAGUUCAAAAAUGCGCCUCGAGGUGGGCAAGGAUCGCCAGAUACACCGCCAGCUGAAUUAGAAGAUAUUGGUUCAAGGCCUACCUCAUCUUCACGAACGGAUCCAGAGUCGUUCAAAGUUGGGAAGCGGGAGAGCAGUGAGUCUGUCUCUCCAAGGCAGAUUUUACGACGAGCAACUCCCGACUCGGAGAUGCAUCAUACAAAGCGUCAACGCAUUGGGUACAAUGACUUCACCCCGGUUGCGUCAGAACAUUCGCCCCGACUCUCAACCCAGGAGGUGGGUUCGCCAGCUACAGUCUGGGCUGAGCCCGUCCCCACCACAACUUUCGAUCACAGCCUCCUCCGGGAGUGGCAAGUCAAUCCGUUUGCUGCCAACCCAGAAACUGUCCGCGAGAUUAUCGACCUUUUGUUCAAGAGUGGGCCAGAAACAGCAGCAGCAAUGUUUCCACAGCAAGCUUUCACAUCGUGGUUUCUCUCAGCAAGAGUGCUGUCGCUAGACGAUCUAAUGCUAAUUUACAGUGCUCUCGCGUUCGGCUCUAUAUUUUCUGUAAGGCAAGAACAUAAAGCUCUUGGUGCUAGAUAUGCAUCCAUCUCUCGAUACGCUUGCGACAACCGCCGAUUUAGCAUUCAGCUCGUUCAGUCACGUCUAUUGCUCUCGUUAUAUUAUUUUGCGGUCAACAACCUGAACGAUGCUUGGGAUUUUUGCGGUGCGGCCGCGAGAGCAGCGAGUGGAUUGAAGUUGAAUGUGGAAAUUGAGAAAAGUGACGAUGCCUUACUCCAGAGCUUCCCCUAUGGUCUCAACCGUCACGGCUAUGCCGAAUGCCGGAGACGGACAUUCUGGAGCUGCUACCUCGUUGAUCGCUUGAACGGAUUCUGCUCUGGCUAUAUCAGCAUGCUUCACGCAGACGAUGUCUUCCUACGACUUCCCUGUGACGCCAAUAGUUUCGAGGCUCAAGCCGAAGUCCAGAAUCCGUUCUUUGACCCUACAACUCCUCCAAUUCAAAAUAUCAACUGGACAGUCGGAUCAAUAGCCUACUUGAUCAAUGUUGCUACGAUAUGGGGGGACGUUAUGGCAAAUAUUUACCGAAGCUCCCAGCGGCCAUCUACAUUGGGGUCGAAUUCAUUCAGCACAUUCUACGAGGAAGCAAGUCAACGAUUACAGGUCUGGAACGACACCUUGCCUAGUUGCUAUGCUUUUUCACCGGAAAAUCUGAAGAGAGCGGCAGAUAACGGAAAAGUUGGCAUAUUCAUGACAAUGCACACUGUGUACCACAUGACAGUGAUGAAAUUAUGCCGCUAUACUUGGCAAUCUGACCUCAGCAGCGCGCAACUCGUCCGUCGCGUCUCUCUUGCCCGACAUCACGCGGAGACUGUCCUGUCUUCGGUAGACGCACUGGCAGCUCAUCGUACCUCGCCGCAUACGCUUUCAAAUGGACAGAGCGUGACUGCCGCAAGUUGUUCAUCGCCCUUUGUCGGAUGCUCUAUUAUCUCUGCAAUCGACAUUCUGACAGCCAAAGUCCCAUUAGCAACUGUCUCAACUCGCCUCGCAUCCUUCAGCGGCGCACAAGCUGUUCUUGCCGAGCUCGCCCAUUUUUGGCACAGCGCCAAGAACCAACAAGCUCUUGUGUUCGAACGGGUCCAGGAUUUGACGGAGCUUACAACGGGUCGAGAAGUGCAGGGGGCCUUAGCGUCUAAGUCCGGCAAUCUUGGAGUUGCAAGUAAGGAGGCAGGAGAAGAAAUAUUCCGGAUGAAACAGGCGAUUGAAAAGAUUUUCUCGAAGGACUACGACUGUAUUUACGCAUAA